Homo sapiens (human) is the source of this 3149-nucleotide messenger RNA. RefSeq lists its product as uncharacterized. The transcript has 2 exons. NCBI's taxonomy places the organism in Eukaryota, Metazoa, Chordata, Mammalia, Primates, Hominidae. Bases 2019 to 3149 code for a protein of 376 amino acids. The record is from RefSeq and is a predicted model, not a curated record.
GAUAAACACGGUUCGCCCCGCCUGCAGUAUUGGGGCGAUGCUGUCCUGGAAGAACGGGCUUUCUGAAUGUGACCUCGGGAUGCUGCAGCGGCGCAAUGCUGCUACUGCUGAAUGAGUAGCUCUCCUGCCACCGCAGGGCGACUGCGGUGGGCACAGCAGGGCGCACAGAGGAGGGGGUAAUCUGCCCACCCAGGCUAAGGAUUUGAGGGUUCUGACAAAAAAGAGCUGGUUGAGGAUGACACAGUUGUGAACUAACCUGGCUCCUACUACCCCACAGGGCAGCCAGGUCCCAGUAGUCUUGGGUACCACUGCCCCCACCAUACCACCAUUGUAAAGUAUGGACUCCUGCUUAGCCAACGUGCAGCUCUAGGCAGGAUCUCUGAAGGAUGCUCUGGCACACAGAUGGUGCAGGUAUGACUUUACCUGCACACAAGCUUACAUGUGCCCUGUCAUAUAUGGCUACACGUUUCCCCAUUUCCCCACAGUCUUCCUAUUUAACUGGUCUUCAAUCCUCCUUUCUAGGGCUUUCCGCCUGCACACAGUCAUUUGGAGAAAAUCAAGUGAGUGCACUUCUCCCCACAGAGGAUUCUGUAUGUUAUGUAACACACUCACACUGGGAUUCCUCAAGUUACCAUUUUGCCCCAACUCAGCCAGCACUUGGUUUUCUGGCGGGGGUGUCAGGAUGAUGCAAAUGGAGGUGGAAGCUUCAUUCCCUGGGGGCUUUUAUUCCCCUCCUUGAAGCCCCAGUUCAAGGCCCAGGAACAAAGGGGAAAGUGUGCAAUGUUCCAGCCGACUUAAUGGGCUUGCCUUAUGCGGAGAGGCAGUCCUGCAGGACAGAGCUAAUGUGUGGUCUCCCAGGAAGCUCAUCAGAACACCUCUUGUCCCUUUUCUUUAAAAGAAAAAAAAUUUAAAAAGUUUUUGCUUCCAUCUCAAUGUCCAUUCCAUUAUUUUGUAGCUACAAUAAAGAAACAUGGGCAGCAGUGAUCAUUCUUUUUGUCCUAUGUAAUCAUGUCUAGUGUUAGGACCUUACAAAGCUCCAGACAUACCUCAGGUGUAUUCUGCACUUUUCAUAUUUAUUCACUGCUCACUGGGUCACACAGAUGAUUCACACUUGAUUCCACCUUCCUCUGGACAACUCUCCCUCAAACAACACCCCUCUAUCAACUUAUAGGGAAAGGAGAUUCACUUAGAGAAAACUUCUUGAAUUAAAGACCAGACUCAGUUUCGCCAGGUAACUAAUCCUGGCAUACCGGUGACUAGGAAGUCAUCACCUAACACUCUACCUAGAUAUAAACUCUCAGGAAGGAGGCAGGCCGGUGGGGACAUUUCCACAGACAUUUCUAAAACUGUGGCAAUUGAGUAUAUUUUACAGAUACAAUUUUGGUAGAUUCCCAUCCAGCUUAAGACAUUUAAAAUGCAAUUUUGUUCACACGCAUGUGCGCGCACACAGACACACACGCACGUGUCAACUAGGGUGAUAUUAACAGUCCAUUUCCACUGGGCAAUUCUGUGACAGCAACUACAACUAACAAACUUCUUUUCUGAAGAGUAAAAAAGAAAACAAAAGCCUCUCCAUCUAUUUUAAAAGGUUAUUUUAUAUUGUUUAGCAUUCUUUCGAAACAGGAAUUGGCUGGACACUUCUCCCUUUUCAAAGAUCAGGUAAACUACUCUCCCACCCACCUCCUCCCCAAGACCAAGCCAUUUUUUAAAGCAAAAAUUCUGUUUCCAAAGGAAGAAAAAUGAACAAAUUCCAUUAAUGAAUUACAUACAUGGAAUGUGGCUUGUCUAGGACAUUUGUAUUUGUAAAUAAAUGGCUCCCUGUUUAUUAUGUAUGUUUUACUGGAAAAAAAACCAACUCUAAUGCCUCUGAGCAUGUUAUAAUACAGCAAAUAUUUCCACUUAUGGUUUCAGUUCCACUGUUUCUUGGUACUCACUAGAAAGAAAUCGGGUUACAUGGAGUCAGUUGUGGGGUUUAAGCGUCCAGGCUGACUUGGGGACGCGGCACCUCUAAAGUUCUCAUGUUUGCCAAAGUGCGGGGGGAAGGGGGAAUGGCUCCUAGGAAUCUUAUGGGGAUUAAUCUGGGGUUUCGCCUUUGUCCCGGGAUCUUUCUAAGGCUCACCACGGCCUCCGUCUGCAGCUUCAGAAGCGAAGCCGGCGUGCGAUCUCCUUGGCGGGCGGACUGGGCACAGUCCCUGCCUUGCCCUGCUGCCGGCGCCCGCACACCGCGGUCUCAGGAUCUCCCCGCAGGCCUAGGCCUGCAGUCCUCGGGCGGAGACGGGGCCUGGGGGAGCGACCCUCACCGGGCCAGGCACAGGCAGUUUACCCUGGUGCCUGUAGGGUGCUCGAGUUUCCCACACGCGGGAAGCGGAGGCGUGGGCCAAGCGCCGGGGGCUGCCCAAGAACUCCACCGCCCCGUGCGGCGCGCAGGGCCUGGCGGCGCGAAACUUCCACAAAGCCGCCGGCCGCCUCCGGCCUUGCCUCCACUCCGCAGUCCCAGCUGCCUAGACCUCGGUGUCUUCCCAGACAAUGAGCCCUGCCAGUGCACUAGGCUGUUCCGCUCUGACUUCUUCUGCCCGCACAUGGGGACCCGAGCGAAAGGUUAUGGGUUGGAACAAGUCAGCGCAUCUCCUUCCACGCGCCGCAUCCUUCGGGAAGACAAACAGAGUACGCCCCCCACCUCAAUUUCGGGCCCUGGUCUGUGGGCUGGGCCACAGUCCGGGAAGACCCAAGGGGUCACGGGUCCAGAUCCGUCUUUACUUUGUCCUCCGCUCCAGGGCUCCAGGGCCCUGGGCAGCAGAGAGGUGGAUUUCAGAGAAAGCCCGGGUCAGCCAGGCCUUGAACUCAGCCCCUCUGAACUCCACCGUCAGCAGCGUGGGCGGCAACUCAAUUCUCCUGGGAGGAGGCUGCACCCCCAGAACGGAAAAUCCGCAAACGUCGCGCAGAGACCCACAGGCAUUUCUACCUUUCCUUCCACAAGCCCUGCAGAAAGUUAUCGCCAGAACCUCUGGAACCUGAGCCGACUCCAGCCUCCAGCAACUCCCUCAACCUUCCAGGGAAACUUUCAGAAGUUUCCCUUUCCUUCGCUCCUCAAUUCCUUGGACUUUCUCCAGCCCCCAGGUUUGCUCAUUACUCUGCUGACUGCCCUUUAG